This is a messenger RNA of Ictalurus furcatus (blue catfish), 1543 nucleotides long. RefSeq names its product NME/NM23 nucleoside diphosphate kinase 3 (gene nme3). The coding region runs from base 100 to 609 and encodes 169 amino acids. The record is from RefSeq and is a predicted model, not a curated record. The transcript is spliced from 5 exons. Gene Ontology annotation, molecular function: nucleoside diphosphate kinase activity. Gene Ontology annotation, biological process: CTP biosynthetic process; GTP biosynthetic process; UTP biosynthetic process. Lineage: Eukaryota; Metazoa; Chordata; Actinopteri; Siluriformes; Ictaluridae.
CCCAUUUGGCUUUCCAUACUCGAGACGUUCUUGCGCGCGCUCCUUUUCUCCGAGGAGCUCGUGAGAGAGACCGGGGCCGAGCAGCCGGUAACGUCAGACAUGAUUUGUCUUUUCUUGACCCUCUUCGCUCACGUCUUCAAGACAGGAUGGACGGGUGUGAACGAGCGCACUUUCAUUGCCGUGAAGCCAGAUGGUGUCCAGAGGAAACUAGUGGGAGAAAUCAUCCGCCGCUUCGAGAGAAAAGGCUUUAAACUGGCCGGCCUGAAAUUCCUGCAGGCUUCUGAGGAGAAAUUGAGGGAGCACUACUGGGAAUUGAGAGAGAAGCCAUUCUACAAAGGCCUUGUGAAAUACAUGAGCUCUGGGCCUAUUGUAGCAAUGGUAUGGCAAGGUCUGGACGUCGUGAAAACAUCCAGGAAGAUGCUCGGAGAGACUAACCCUGCCGACUCUCUUCCAGGAACCAUCCGAGGAGAUUACAGCGUAGAAGUGGGCCGGAACAUUGUCCAUGGCAGUGACUCAGUGGAGAGUGCUCAGAGAGAAAUCUCCCUGUGGUUCAAAGAGCAUGAGCUCGUCUGCUGGGAAGAGAGCACUGAGCACUGGAUCUACGAAUGAGGCCUUCCCUUUACCACAUCAGCACACACACACAGCAUUGUGGCCUGAUGUAUGUCUAGCAAUACGAAGUUCAGUUCUACAAAAUUGGUACCAAAGCUUGAAUUCCUUGUGGCAUUUCUAGAGAAGCACCAAUGGGUACGGCAGAGCGCUCUCUGUACUUAAAGCAAAAAAAAACCAAAAAAAACCUACAAAUCAUUAUAGGACUUCACGUUAAAAUAAGUCUUAUUUUUAUUUGCCUUGAUUAGUAGUUAAACACAUGCUGUUUCUUUUGCUGGCCUUUUUGCAAUGUUCAAAAGUUACAAUAGGUAUCUAUUGUGGUCCAGCAUGUGUUUCCUGAAUGGAAGCAUAAAAACAAAAACUUGACGCUAUAAAAAUAUUUAACUGCCUGUUUAUUCAUUAGUUAGCUUGCAGUUUAAAUGCUGACUACUGUUGCAUAUUAAGUUCUGUUUCUAUAUAUGGAUUUAGAUUUAUAUGAUAAUUAAUUUGACUUUUCCCACUAGCAUUGACGCCCUGGUCACAAUGUUAAAAAUAAAUAAAUAAAUAAAUAAAUAAAAAGGGAAUGCCAAGAAUGUAAAUUUUAGCACAUCACUAUUGUCAGCUUGUGUUGUUAAAUUGCAAAUUUAAGCAAAAAUGGAUCUACUACUUGAGGAAUGCAGAGUUUAUAACCUGGAAAAAAAUGUAUGUGCUGCACUUAUAACAAUCUCGGACGGAAGGCUUGUGCUAACAUGAGUCAUAAACCACUCCAGCAACUUUAUUAAAGCUACACCCAUUUUUAAACUUAAGGAAAGGCAUUGUUUCAACAUUGCAUGUGGCCUCUUGUAGAUCCUGACGCGUAUGUGUUACUGUAUGUAUGGAUGACAAUUCUGACAUGUUUCUUGUGUUCUGCUGACCAAGUGGUGUACUUUGUUAUAAAAUAAAGGGUUUUCUAAAGCCA